GAGUGAAAGAGAGAGAGAUAGAGAGAGAGAGUGUGUGUGAGAGAGAGAGAGAGAGAGAGAGUGUGUGUGUGAGAGAGAGAGAGAGAGAGAGAGAGAGACAGAGUGUAUGUGUGUGUGUGUGUGUGUGUGUGUGAGAGAGAGAGAGAGAGAGAGACAGAGAGAGAGGAGGAAUUAAGGAAUGAAGGAGAAUGGGCUCAGGCUGAAGUCAGGCUCCAGUGUUAACUCUUGAGCGCGGCUUUGGGUUUUUUGCUGCUAAUGCGGUUAUGAGCGGAGGCUGAAAGUAUGAUUGGCGGAAUGUUUCGUUUUGCUGUCAGAUAUUAUCCUCAUGUCCACACGAGCACUUCGGAUUAUUACAGUCGUCUCUCUCCAGAAAACCAGAACACACAGCGUGGAUAUAAAGGACGGAAGAAUAGAGGAGUUUUUCUGUGAGACAAUGGAGCAGAUCAACAGCCAGAGGCUUGAUUCAGCAAUCAGCCCUUAAGCAAGUUUCUGGAUUUUCACAAUGAGGAGACAGACUCGCCACGUCUUGCUGGCCUGCGUGGUCUUCAGCUCCAUCACAAUCUUUUAUCUCAGCCUUAGUGCCAUGGAAUGCCCAAACUCCAAAUCCAGGACCAGUGCUUGGGCUGUAUGGGCAGCUAACCAGCGUCUGGGCAAGAACCUCAGUUACUCUCUGCCUAUUCCUAUAGAAUACAGUGAAGACACUCCUCUGAUUUUUGUUGGUGGAGUCCCUCGUAGUGGCACUACUCUAAUGCGGGCCAUGUUGGAUGCCCACCCUGAGGUGCGCUGUGGAGAGGAGACGCGCGUCAUCCCCCGUUUGUUAGCCAUGCAGGCUAGCUGGAGCCGCUCAUCUCGUGAGAGGACUCGCUUGAUCGAGGCUGGUGUCACAGAUGAGGUCCUGGACUCCGCUGUCCGUUCCUUCCUCCUGGAGAUCAUUGUGGGUCAUGGUGAACCGGCCCCACGCCUCUGUAACAAGGACCCUUUUGCUCUGAAGUCUCUCGUGUACCUCUCCAAACUCUUUCCACGUGCCAAAUUUGUGCUGAUGCUGCGUGAUGGCCGGGCCACGGUUCAUUCCAUGAUAUCACGCAAGGUGACCAUCACAGGAUUUGACCUAACGAGUUACCGGGACUGUCUGGUGAAAUGGAACCGAGCAGUGGAGGUCAUGUAUGAACAAUGCCAGGCUGCGGCAGAGGGGAGCUGUCUGCCUGUGCACUAUGAACAGCUGGUGUUAAAUCCAGAGGCAGUAAUGCAAAAGCUUCUUAAGUUCCUGGAGCUGCCCUGGGACCAGGCCGUUCUGCACCACGAGCAGCUGAUUGGGAAAGCUGGAGGAGUGUCCCUGUCUAAGUUGGAACGGUCAACUGACCAAGUAUUCAACCCGGUGAACACAAAAGCCCUGUCUAAGUGGGUGGGACACAUUCCUGAUGAUGUAGUGAAGGACAUGGCUAGCAUAGCUCCCAUGCUGAAGCGCCUGGGUUACGACCCUCUGGCUAACCCUCCAGACUACGGCAAGCCAGAGCUCUUAUCCCUGCAUAACAGGCAUCAGCAUAAAGGAGCUAAAGAAAAGUCAGAUGUUUAUCAUCCUAGUUAAUCCAUGAGGGAGCAUCUUGAUUCAUGUUUCACGAACACGUGAAUUCCACGUUCAAGGUUUAUAUGUUGGUGAAAUUUGCAGGACGCUUGUACACAUAGCAUUAGACUGGACUUUUUUGACCAAUGCCUCACAAAUCACCAGCUCUCCGAAAUGCAAUGUGAACGAUGUCCGGUGCAUCUGUGAAAAGCAUCACUAUUCAUUUAUUAAAGUGUCUGUCAAAGAAAAUAAAUAUUUAUUUUAAAAAUAAC
Messenger RNA from Pangasianodon hypophthalmus (striped catfish), 1833 nucleotides. It is a transcript of the gene tpst1l, whose product is annotated as tyrosylprotein sulfotransferase 1, like. Gene Ontology annotation, biological process: peptidyl-tyrosine sulfation. Gene Ontology annotation, molecular function: protein-tyrosine sulfotransferase activity. Lineage: Eukaryota; Metazoa; Chordata; Actinopteri; Siluriformes; Pangasiidae. The record is from RefSeq and is a predicted model, not a curated record. The transcript is spliced from 5 exons. Bases 503 to 1585 code for a protein of 360 amino acids. Gene Ontology annotation, cellular component: Golgi apparatus.